This is a messenger RNA of Stegastes partitus (bicolor damselfish), 5380 nucleotides long. RefSeq names its product PDZ domain-containing RING finger protein 4-like. The transcript is spliced from 8 exons. NCBI's taxonomy places the organism in Eukaryota, Metazoa, Chordata, Actinopteri, Pomacentridae. Gene Ontology annotation, molecular function: protein binding. Bases 1 to 2301 code for a protein of 766 amino acids. The record is from RefSeq and is a predicted model, not a curated record.
AUGGGCUGCAAUCUGUGCACUUUACAGAAGCGAGAGGAACACUACAAGCUGCUGUAUGAGAUUGCACAGGUGAAUGGGAAGGAGUUGUCUAAGUCCAGCCACGAUGACACUGUGGAGGCCUUUCGCUCUGCCAAGGACCCCGUCGUGGUGCAGGUCAUCAGGCGGACCCCCAGCGGUCGCCCCCAUGGCCCCCCUCAGGAAAUCCAUGUGGUGGAUGUGUGCACUCAGACCGACAUCACCUUUGAACACAUCAUGGCGCUGGCAAAGCUCCGGCCUUCAACCCCUCCUGUGCCUGACGUCUGUCCCUUCCUGCUCUCCGACAGCUGUCACUCUCUUCACACAAUGGACCAGGAUUAUUAUGAAGGGACAGACUACUUCUCCCCUGUUCCAGCUGAUGGAGAGAGGGCAGAGGAGUUUGAAUACGAGGAGGUGGAACUGUGUCGACUCAGCAGCCAGGAGAAGCUGGGCUUAACUCUGUGCUACAGGACGGAUGAAGAAGAGGAUGUGGCCAUCUAUGUUAGUGAGAUCUGUCCAAACAGCAUUGCCGCCCGUGAUGGACGUAUCCGAGAGGGGGAUCGCAUUUUACAGAUUAAUGGCCAAGACGUACAAGACAGAGAAGAAGCGAUGGCUGCACUCUCCAAUGAUGAGCGUAGGAACAUCGUACUGCUGGUUGCCAGACCUGAGAUGCAGCUGGAAGAGGCCUGGCUGGAUGAUGAGCACAGUGAGUUCCUGGAGCAGCUGAAGAUGGAAAUGUUGGAGGAGCAGCAGAGAGAGGAGAUGGAAUUAGCUGCCUUACAAGAGGAGCAGGAGAACGAGCAGGUCAGACAGCAGCAAAACAUAUCGACUCCCACCUGCUCCACACUCUCGCAUCAUAAGGACAGUGUAUUAAGUAUAAAAGACAGAAUGGAGAGUUCAGAACAUAAUGUCUUGGCACACAUCCAGAGACGUCUGUCUCAGUGCCUGAGAGACAAUCGGGACACACACUGUACCAGCAGCUCCUCAAGGCUGGAGGACAAGGAGGAUGAGGAAGAUGAUGAGACAGAGGGCGAUCGUUUCCAGCAACUUUUGGAGCUAAAGUGUCAGAUACGUAACAGCGGUGAGUAUGACCUGUUCUACAGCCGCCGCAGCACCAUUGAGUGCAGCGUGGGGGAGCAGGGCGGAGUACAACACGAGCUACGUAUGCUCAAUGAGGAGCUGCGCAGCAUCGAGCUCGAAUGUCAGAACAUCAUGCAAGCCCACAAGCUUCGCAAAGGUCAGCAGUCUCCCUCGACGGGCCGUUCUGUGCCCUCCACCAAAAAUCAAAACUUCCACCAUGGAGACCCGACAAGGGGGAAGCUGACCGACAUAAACGAGAGGCUGGAGAAAUCGGACAAGGACAGCUCCAGUGCCUAUAACACAGCAGAGAGUUCACGGAGCACCCCUCUGGCAAUGGACCGCUCCCCAGAGCACUCACUCCAGAGGAUGGUUAGUCUCACCAACCAGAGGAACCUCUGCAGCGGUCUUGCUACUGGCCACUCUCUAAGCCCCAGUCCCAUCCCAGCAUGCCGUGUUCCAGUCCUGGGCAAGAGCAGCAGCCCAGACCACAGCAAUCCAUCCGAGUCAGACCAGACACCUCAGGCUGAGGAGGAGAGCAGAGGGAAACUUAAGCAAUGUGCUUCUCGGAUUCCUUACUUCUCUCCUUCCCACAGCUCCCAGCAGAGGCAGGCCAACAUUCCAGCUCAUGCCCGCCACUACCAAAGCUAUAUGCAGCUGAUCCAGCAGCGCUCCGCUGUUGAGUACGCUCAGAGCCAGCUCAGCCUGCUUAGUGUCUGCAAAGAGCCACAGGGGCCCAUUAAUGAGCCCAAGAUGGAGUGGAAGGUCAAGAUCCGCAGCGACGGCACCCGCUACAUCACCAAAAGGCCUGUGAGAGACAAGAUCCUGAGGGAGCGAGCCCUAAAGAUUAAAGAAGAGCGUAGUGGAGGAAUGACCACGGAUGAUGAUGCAAUGAGUGAAAUGAAGAUGGGGAGGUACUGGAGUAAGGAGGAGAGAAAGCAGCACCUGGUCCGGGCAAAAGAACAGAGGAAAAGACGAGAAUUCAUGCAGCGUAGUCGACUGGAAAGUUUAAAGGAGAACCCUCAGAGCAGCAGCGAGGGUCGCAAGGAAGUCAGCAUCAUAGAGCUCAGCCAGAAAAAGAUGAUGAAGAAACGCAACAAGAAGAUCUUGGAUAACUGGAUGACAAUCCAGGAGCUGAUGACUCAUGGCACUAAGGCCGCUGAGGGAGCCAAAGUGCACAACGCCUUCCUUUCAGUCACUACUGUAUAAAAAAAACACACACAUUCUACCCCAUGUGGUACAACAUACUUGCCUCGUUAAAUGUGGCAUUUUUAUGAGGACAAUAGGAAUAUUUUUCACACUUUGUAACCCAAAAAGCAUUUUGUAAAGGAUUUAUCAGUGGCGUCAUUACAUUUUCUUGAUGUUUUUCGAAAUUGUUUUUCACAUCACUCUGUGGGGAAAACAUUUUUCUAUGAAACAAUGACAAUACAAUUAUUUUAUUACUUCACUCUAGACAUGAUUAUCUUUUCAAUUCUAUUUUCAUAUUUAUGUUGUAACCAUAUAACUCAAGACAGUUGUAUGAGACUCUUAAGUUGUUUCUGUUGUGUAUUACGUACACUUACCGAUGACGGAUCAGUGGGUCACCUGCCUUUCAUUUACUUUUUUACUGCUCCUUUAAUUAACAGAUCUACCUGGCCUUCAAAGCUGAAAUCACCAAGUUUCUCAUUAUUCAGAGUUAGUUGAAUUUAUGUUUCAGAUUACCGGUGCUUGGACAUGGCCUAAAAUUCUAAUUUAAUAAUCUAAGGCUCAAGCCACACUGCUUACUUCAUCUGUGCAUGACUGGCGUGGAACCUCUUUCUUUCAGUGUCCAUGUAAACAGGUUAGAGCAGCAACACAACCUGCAUGAGAUACACGUCUAAGGCGUGGCUUAAACCUCGCUGCAGAUUAUCUUGAGUUUCGGCAUGGAGCCUACUUUUCCACACGAGGCGCACAGUUGGUUCUCAGCAAAAAAUAGGUGGAAGAAGAUCUUUUGAUAGUCAUAUUGACAUCAUACCAGCAACAUUUCACUACAGUUUCAGUGUCUAUAUCUGUAGAAUGUCAGAGAUGGAGAAAAAGAGCUUUUAAGUUCAAUCAGCUCAUCUAUUUUAACUCCAUUUUCCAUCCAUCUUAAAAGGAUGGAAGAUUGAGUAAUAAAAAAAAGAAAAACAAACAAAGGCCCUUUUGCAGACAGAAUUCCUGAACUAAUAAUUAAUUGUGUUUUGUUCACUGAAGUCAGUUUAAAUGUGGAAACACAACAGUAGCAGCCCUGCAGAAGCAACACUCAGUGUGGACACACACAGGCGAAGCUGCAGCAGUUCAGCAGGUUAUCCGUCACCCACAGGUGGAGGUGGGUGGUGUGGCCUGAGCCUAAAGGGCCUUUCACACAGGACGCGGUAUGCGCUGCGCUUACCACGGGGUUCAGCGCACAGCUCGUGGUAGUUGUGAAAUAACCAGCAAAAUAGGCGGCGUUUUCAAAACUUCCAGCGGGGCGAUGGAGGUGUUUUGUGCUAAGUAGCAAGCAUUAGCACUAGCCCUGCUAGUAUGAAAGCUUUCCUCCCUGAGUCUCGACGCAACUGCAAAGUCGUGUCAUAUAAUGCAGGGAAUUCAGACACAAACCAGCUUUUCCUUCACUGUGCCCUCAGUGCCCGGCGAGAUGCCUCGUUUCUUUUGGCCGUGGUUAUACAUGAGAGCGCACUGGGGUCAGAGUUCAACAUAUUUGAACUUUGACUCCAGCAGGCGUGUGGUCUCACUGCCCUGCAUGCUGCGCUGCACUUGAGCUUUGCUGUUGUGCGAUACCAGCUAUUGAAAUAAAUGGGUUCCAGAGCGCAGCAGCAUCAUUGCACCGUGUUGUGUGAAAGGCACUUAACAGAUACCAUAGAGAUGUGGUAGCUGCAUAGCACUUAGGAUAGCUUAAGUGUUUUUUUCAAGUUAAUGUACGUUACAAACUUCAGCUUUAAAGGCACACAUGUCACACAUUCCAGUUAUAGUACUGUAUAAUUUGUUUCUUAUAAGGAAGUUGAGUAUAACUAUGGAAAAGUGUAAUGAAUUUGAAAUAAACUGUAACUUGGAAUGCAGUUUCAUGGGUCAAAUGCUUUAUGUCAACAAACUUGGUUGCUGCAAUCAUGAAAUGUUGAUGUACUUCAGCAGCUAAUUUUCAUUCAGUUGUUACAUGCAAAGAUAUAUAUAUAUAACAAAAAUGCAUUUUCUAUGUCCCAGUUAAAGCAAGGAAGACACUGACUCCAUCCAUUCCUAAAAGGAAGAAAAUCCCCCAAAAAUGUUUGAGCAUUGUAAAUUGUCAGCGAGUAAAGAUUUCUGGUCAACGAUUAACUUUUGUUAAUAUCAAUUUUAUCAGCAAUUUUGUAAAAGUGUCUUUAAAAAGUUGGAUACCUCAUUUUACAGUGAAACUCUUCAUGUGUUCUUUCUGCAAUUUGUGACCUUGAGGACUUAAGCAGCAAAGCUACAAACAAGGAAACAGCACAUGCAAAGCUGCUACACUGACAGGUCAAAGCCUUUGUGUACACAGAGAAUAUGUCAUUUUAUCUAAAUAUUUUUGGAGAUUCUUAAUGUACGGGACAUCCAAAAAAAUAAAAAAUAAAAAAUGCAUCUCAUUGCCAGUGCUGCUGCUUUGUUUGUCUGGUUUGCAGCUUUGGGUAUAAUUGUUUUGUAUUCAAUUUUAUUUUGGCUUAAUAUUGAGUUUUUUCUACAUAUUCGACAACAGAUGGACCUGCCCAUAGCUUUUCAUACCAGUAUUUUCUACAUCAUUUUUACUCUCCAUGUACACCUUCACUCAGCACAGCCUUAACAGCAGAACCUGCAUCACGUUGGUGUGGCAACCUGAUUUCAUACACAAGCUGUCUGUAUAUCUCUGUGCAACAGAGACAGUUUACUUAGCCUUAUUCAUACAUUGUUUAAUUUGAGUUUUUUUCGUAAACUGGAAACAUUCAUAGAUAUUGUAUAGUCGUUGCUGAGUUAUGUUUGCUGUCACGUUAAACUGGUGUCGGGAUGAUUGCCACUGAGCAGGACUCAGAACACAGCAUUUUAGAACUGGUGAAACGAAUGGGUCGCUAUUUAUCAGAAGUCUUUAUAGUUCAGUUACAUGUACAGUAUACUCAUUCCAAAUGCCUCAUUUUUAACUCAAGUAUUGUAAAUUUGAAACUUUAACCCAAGUCCUGUAUGUUUUGAGUCAAUGUCUGAUGCUCUCAUUUCGAGUAAUGCGUAGGUGGCGCAUUUGUUGCCAGGUAAAAUAUGUGAUGAUGGUGAUCUUUGCAAAAGAAAUGAUAAUAAAUUAUUGUUUUUUGGUAUCACAGUG